Molecule: messenger RNA, 637 nt
Organism: Galeopterus variegatus (Sunda flying lemur)
Lineage: Eukaryota; Metazoa; Chordata; Mammalia; Dermoptera; Cynocephalidae
Product: cytochrome P450 2C42-like
Exons: 4
Biological process (GO): xenobiotic metabolic process
Cellular component (GO): cytoplasm; intracellular membrane-bounded organelle
Molecular function (GO): iron ion binding; oxidoreductase activity, acting on paired donors, with incorporation or reduction of molecular oxygen, reduced flavin or flavoprotein as one donor, and incorporation of one atom of oxygen; heme binding
Source: RefSeq, a predicted model, not a curated record
GAAAAACACAUUCAGCCGUCGGAGUUUACUACUGAAAACUUGAUAGGCACUGUACGUGAUUUAUUUGUUGCUGGCACAGAGACCACAAGCACCACACUGAGAUAUGGACUCCUACUCCUGCUGAAGCACCCAGAGGUCAGAGCUAAAGUCCAAGAAGAGAUUGACCGUGUGGUUGGCAGACACCGGAGCCCCUGCAUGCAGGACAGAAGCUUCAUGCCCUACACAGAUGCUGUGGUGCAUGAGGUCCAGAGAUACAUUGACCUCGUCCCCAACAGUGCACCACAUGCCGUGACCCGUGACAUUAAAUUCAGAAACUACCUCAUCCCUAAGGGCACAACCAUAUUUCCAUCACUGACCUCGGUGCUACAUGAUGACAAAGAAUUCCCCAACCCAGAGAUGUUUGACCCUGGACACUUUCUGGAUGAGAGUGGCAAUUUUAAGAAAAGUGACUACUUCAUGCCUUUCUCCACAGGUAAUAGAAAUUCAUUAUCAUUUGGCACAACCAUAUUUCCAUCACUGACCUCGGUGCUACAUGAUGACAAAGAAUUCCCCAACCCAGAGAUGUUUGACCCUGGACACUUUCUGGAUGAGAAUGGCAAUUUUAAGAAAAGUGACUACUUCAUGCCUUUCUCCACAG